Coniophora puteana RWD-64-598 SS2 is the source of this 1975-nucleotide messenger RNA. RefSeq lists its product as uncharacterized. The record is from RefSeq and is a predicted model, not a curated record. Lineage: Eukaryota; Fungi; Basidiomycota; Agaricomycetes; Boletales; Coniophoraceae. The coding region runs from base 5 to 1975 and encodes 656 amino acids. The transcript has 3 exons.
CGACAUGUUGUCAGCUAUUAUUCAGGACCAGGAGGUCACCAGGAAGCUACUGGAGAGCAUCCUCGACUCUCCCGGCGGUCGCAAAUCCCUCUCCAGGCUUGCCAGGACCUGCAAAGCCUUCUGCGAGCCUGCCCUCGAUAUCUUAUGGCGAGAGCUGGACUCUCUGUUGCCGCUAGUAGCGCUGUUUCCCAGCAACCUGAUGAAGAGAUCUCGCAAACCCGCUAUGGGAUUUGCCAAAGCUCCGACCAAGAACGACUGGGUCAAGGUCCUUUCCUACGGUCAACGUGUUCGCCGCGUUGCUUACGCUGAGGCGUCCAAAGUAAUGGCGCCUGCUAUUAUCGACACACUGGCAGAGUACAAGCCCGUAAUGUACAUUCUGCCGAAUCUCCAGGAGUUAGUUUGGCGCGUGGGGACUGUCGCAGGUCUGCAGCGUUGCAAGUCCUUCCUCAACCCUGCCCUCCAAAGCCUCACCCUUGAAGUCGGAGCGAGGCUUCCGUACUUGGCAGCUUUCCUGGCUGAUGUGUGCAGCCGCACCCAGCUGGUCUCCUUCUCGCUUACAUCUCCCACCAGCCUCCCCGACAACUUUAGCGACCUUCUGCGCUCUCAGCACACCCUUGAGAAGCUAGUUCUCAUCGCACCCGGUGCUUUGUCCUCCCAAGUAGGACAGUUUGCGGCGUCUUUGCCCGCUUUGCGUUCCCUCGAGCUCGACCUCACGGGCAGGUAUAUCACUGCUGUCGAGGGAUUUUUCGAUGACAUCAUCUACUCCGGCGCUUCCACCCCCAGCGAUGCGUCGUCCGACAGCGGUGUCUUCUCCGCGGACGAUUCCGAGUUCAACUUCAAGGAAAUACGCAGAUCCUCCUUGCAACUUACCGGUGACUUGAAGCACCAUGGCGCCUUCUCCAAACUCCGCCAGCUCCAGCUCAAGGGCGAGGCCGGCAACAUCGGUGUCUUUUUGAGACACCUUAACAGCCCACUGACACACCUCGAGCUUGCCAUCGAAGAUCCCCCCGACAGGGCGGACUGGCAGGACCUCGCAUGGGAGAUAUGCGAGCGCUUUGGUGAGACUCUGCUCUCUGUCCGCGUGUUGGCCACAGCCGCGGCUCGUUACAACGAGCUCAUGCGCGUCACCUCCCGAGGUGGAGAGGCUGUUUACCGUCACCUUCCCCUCGACCAUUUUACCUACCUUCCUUCUCUCGUGCGCUUCGAGAUCGACUUGCCCGAGUCUGCGAUAUUCUACGACAGAGACCUCCUUGCCAUCGCCCAUGCGGCGCCUCAGAUUGAGAUCCUCCGACUCUGCUCUACGGCGCGGUUCCCCGCGUCCAUGAUCCCUCCUUUGACUCUUGAGGGUGUCGGUGCUCUUACCAAGCACUGCCGCAAACUCCAUACCCUCGGCGUUGUUGUCGACGCGCGUGUCGGCUCAGACAAAGUAUUCCAUGACCUGGAGGUGUCGUCCCGGUCUCUGUACCGCUUACACGUCGGGCAUUCCAUGAUCACCGAUCCAUUCCCCGCUGCUGUCCUCCUCAGCCACAUCGCUCCUCACUUGGAGAUCUUGAAGUUCUUCCAUGAUAAGAACCGCCCAGGCUACGUCGAGGCGAACGCUGUCGGCUGGCAGAAAGUCACAGAAUGGCUUCCUCACCUCCAGCGCAUGCGUCUGCUGGAGCGCCGUAAGGUCGCAGAGUUCCUCGCGAAGCGCCCCGUGAAGGUUCACAGGAGUGUGGACGCCACGGUGAACAAAGUCAUGGUCGAGCAGGGGAUGCAGGCGCAGCCCUCGAUGGUCAGCAAGAUGAUCGCUGCUAAGCCAGACCUCCUAGACGCGUUCGUUGACGCGACUCCCUCAAAGCGCAGUGUUGAAAUUAGCGCCAUUCCUUCCAUCGUACACCAAUCUGUGGGUGUCAGCCCCAAGAUGACUUCGGUCGAGAUCGACGCUACCCCCGCCGCCGUGUCGAAGGCCAUCGACCUCAGGGGCUUACCUUGA